This is a messenger RNA of Lotus japonicus, 1435 nucleotides long. RefSeq lists its product as uncharacterized. NCBI's taxonomy places the organism in Eukaryota, Viridiplantae, Streptophyta, Magnoliopsida, Fabales, Fabaceae. The record is from RefSeq and is a predicted model, not a curated record. The coding region runs from base 265 to 726 and encodes 153 amino acids. The transcript has 2 exons.
GAGGAUGCCAAAAAAGAGGGGGAGGGGGAGGAUGAGGGGGAUGGGGAGGAUGCCAAAAAAACAGCUCGUGGCAAAUGGAACAAUAUUGCCAAGAAGCUCCAAGAUGAUCACUCAAUUACCAAGUCUGCAUUUCGAUGCUCAAAGCGCUAUUCCAGAAUCUUGCAUCAGUACAAAAACUCCCCUUGGAUUGUUAACAAGGAACCCACUUGCAAUGUUAACAAGGAACCCACUGCUGCUGAAUUGGAGUCAUUUUUUACCAAGAAAAUGAAGGAUGGCUCCAAGAAAAAGAAGGACAAGAAGGCCUCAAAAGAAACAGCAAGGAAAAGGAAACAUGAGCGAUUCCUCAAUGGAGGUGAGGGCACCUUAAAGAAGAAAACACGAGUUUCUUCUGCUGUUUCUGAUUUACAAUCUGUUGCAGUUUCUAAGGAACAUCACUUGGUGGAUCUUGUUCAGGCUGACCCUCUUGCCAUAUGUGAAAAAGUUCUUAGUGGUACAGAUGCAAUUUCAAAAAUUCAAGCUGAGUUACUGAAGAUUCGUGACCAAGAGACUGAGCUUGAAAAGAAAAUGACUGUUCUUGAAGCUGAGUUACUGAAGAUUCGUGACGAAGAGGCUGAGGUUGAAAAGAAAAAGGUUGUGAUUCAAGAACAGAAACUUGACCUGGAGAAGAGGAAAGAGGAACUCUCCAAAUAUUUGGUGACACUCCUUAAAAGCAGCAGCCUUGGAUGAUACAAGCAUUAGUAGGAAAUCUUGAACUUUCAACCUUCAACAGUUCCUCAUUUGAAGCUAGCUGCAUGAAAAACUGUGGGUAACGGUGGGAAUGAACAGUUGCAACGGCCUCGCGCAAAUUCUCCGCUUCACUUGAAUGCUGAGGAUAUCAGAUUGAGGAACAACCAACACUUCAUUCAAUAAUUUUAAUUCAUCUAUCCCGGACCAAGAAAACUUAUCAAACAAGUAUUGGCACACACUAUGAAUACUUGUAGGAUGUUCCUCAUUCAUGUUGCCCAUGAUUAGUUCAAUUACUGAUGUACGAAGAGUUAAAGAUUCACCAAUCAUAGUCUUAAUGACCACUGCACUGUAUACAUCAAGUGGAACAUUCAAUUUAUAAAUGAUACUUGUUUAAUCUCCAACUCUCAUUAGCAGCUCGCGAACGCAGCUGGACAUAAAUACCUUGCAGUCUGUCGUCGUGGUAUUUUUCUCCAUGACCAUGAGAAGGAUACAAAUUUUGCUGGCAAAGUGCAGAAGCAUGAAAGGCCAAUUCAGUAGAGGAAUAUGAGACUCGUCUAUACCGAAUUCACGAGCCUGGGAUGGUAAAUCCACAAAGCGGGGUUCAAUGCCUGCUUCGUGCAAUGCUUCAAUCACAAAAUGUUUGAUAUAGUUAGAUACUGCACAUAACAUGGAUCCCACAUUAGCACAUAACUCCCUGGGAUCUGAAUAC